AUGCGCUAUUAUCAACAAAUCAUCAUUGCUGCUAUAUUUAUGCAAUUAUUGGUCUCAUGUUGGGCACGAACACGAUUUAUAUCUGAUCCAUUACUAGCAACAUCAGGCUUGUGGAAUGACGUUGAAGAAAUUGAUAAUACUGAAAAUAACAAUGAUCAUAUUUUUGCUGAAAGAGCUAUACCAUGGGCAAUGAAAGCCAAGAAAGCAUAUCGUGCUGGCUCUCGUUUUGAUGGUGAAGAAAGACGAAAAAAAUAUCUUGGUGAACCAGUCAAUUAUCAAGGUGGACACAGUCUUCAAGGUCUCUGGGCAAUGCCAGGACGACGUUAA
Molecule: messenger RNA, 327 nt
Organism: Adineta steineri
Lineage: Eukaryota; Metazoa; Rotifera; Eurotatoria; Adinetida; Adinetidae
Source: the annotation of a GenBank genome assembly